AGACAAGCUUUACUCAAAUGCAAUGCGAGCCAAAGACAGCAUCGGAAGGAGCAAGAAGAGAACAAACGCCUUCAACUCUGGCUCAGUCAGCACUCGACUCAACACACUCACGAAUGCCGUCGCUUGGAAAACGAGAUCGAACGUUUGAAAAGCAAGCUGAAUCAAUUGUUGACCAGCUCUAGAAAGCAAAACUCGAAAGACUCUUUCAAAAUUGAAUUGUUGAAUCCCUUGGGUCGCGUGGAAGGCAAUAAGCGGUUGACGUGGAAAACGGAAGCUGCUGUGUUGAAGCACGAACAGGAUUUCAAUCAGUACGCCAGAGAAAAGUUGGACAAUCGUUUGAAAGCAUUGGUGGCUGAAAAUGUGGAGAUGAGAAGAACUGUGACUAGUUUACAUGAGCUGCUGGUGGAGAACAGCGUGUUGCCUGCGUCCGCAACUGCUGGAGCUGCUACAAAUCCUGGCACUUUCCAGUUGCCAUGGAAUUCCCAGCAGUCUUCGGGUAUCCUGAAGGACAUGAAAGCUGCACUAUCUCCUGCCAUAACUCCCAAAAUCAAGCACCCUGAAGGAAGUCCAGUAACAGGCCCAUCAGGAUCCUCUGAAAUUGGUUCACCUGCUCUUCAUCCUCCUGAGGUGUCAUCCAGAAGAAAUGUUUUUCUGGGUUCUGGAAAGCGCCAGUCUCAAGGAUCUUUGCUGCAGAUGGAUGAAAUAAAGAGUUACCUGGAAUCUGCUGUGGAUGGGAGAAGUCCUGGACCUUGUGAGGCGCCAUCUGGUGGCCUAGUAACGCACAGCGUUCCAACAUAUGAGAGGGUUUCUUCACCCAGUGAUUGUCACAUGUUUAGGAAAAUGAAUGAGCUGAAUAUGAACCAGUCCUCAAGUAACUCAGUUACUUUCCAUAAUGUUGAGACAUCGAAUCCUGCUGACAAAGAAGUCACAAAGGCUGAGUUUAAGGUGAACCACAGGUCAAUGGAAACCCAGCAGAACAGUGUUGACAUCCCUGGUUUAUUGCGAGUGACUGUGUCCGUUACUGACCGCAACAAAAUGACAAAUGUGGGAGGAAAUAAGGAAGAAGUAAAUGUUAAUUCUAGUGAGGCCUCUGAUGAGGAUGGAGAUGAUGAUGAUGACAGAGGGAGUGUGAUUAUGAAGGAAAAUUUUGUGCCUUGAAUAAGUGUAGCUUGGUUUCGUAUGUUUUGGCUGUCUGCAUGUUCUUAUAUAUGAUGUGGAUUGAUCUGAGUGCUGUUCACUGUGAAAACUGUGAUCUGGGAAUAAAUAUGAAUAAGACUA
Notodromas monacha is the source of this 1278-nucleotide messenger RNA. The record is from the annotation of a GenBank genome assembly. Lineage: Eukaryota; Metazoa; Arthropoda; Ostracoda; Podocopida; Cyprididae.